Molecule: messenger RNA, 2679 nt
Organism: Manis pentadactyla (Chinese pangolin)
Lineage: Eukaryota; Metazoa; Chordata; Mammalia; Pholidota; Manidae
Gene: DHFR
Product: dihydrofolate reductase
Exons: 5
Coding region: 161-568 (135 amino acids)
Biological process (GO): dihydrofolate metabolic process; tetrahydrofolate biosynthetic process; folic acid metabolic process
Cellular component (GO): mitochondrion
Molecular function (GO): dihydrofolate reductase activity; NADP binding
Source: RefSeq, a predicted model, not a curated record
UUACGGAUUUCGGUUCCUCUCCUGCUGCCUGUAAGGCUAUUCCUGCGCGGCUCUCAGCCCAAAGCAAGGUCCCAGUCCUGGAGACCCCCCACCCCACCGUUUGUCGGGCGUUUUAGAGCUUCAGAUCACGAGAUUAUGUUGUAAACAGAAUUUGGUGAUUAUGGGUAGGAAGACAUGGUUCUCCCUUCCUGAAAAGAAUCGACCUUUAAAGAACAGAAUUAACAUAGUUCUCAGUAGAGAACUCAAGGAACCUCCACAAGGAGCUGAUUUUCUUGCUGAAAGUCUGGAUGAUGCCUUAAAACUUAUUGAAGACCCAGAAUUAACAAAUAAAGUAGACAUGGUUUGGAUAAUAGGCGGCAGUUCUGUUUAUAAAGAAGCAAUGAACAAGCCUGGCCAUGUUAGACUGUUUGUAACAAGGAUCAUGCAAGAUUUUGAAAGUGAUACGUAUUUUCCAGAAAUUGAUUUGGAGAAAUAUAAACUUCUUCCAGAAUACCCAGGUAUUCUUUCUGAUGUCCAGGAAGAGAAAGGCAUUAAGUAUAAAUUUGAAGUAUAUGAAAAGAACAAUUAAUGUGAAGAUAAUUUGGGUUUUAUUUCAAGUUGUUCUCCCUCUCCUCCAAUUACGUAUUUUAACAUUAAGGAAAAAAACACUUCUGCUGACUUCAGAUCUAUGGAUAAUUAUUUCUAAGCAUUUAUUUUUAUGAUUAAUCUUAACUAGACUAUAUUGGAUACCAUUUGUGAAGUAUUUCUUGCUGUAACUGUCUGAAUGCCCAGCAGGGACCAGCACCUGCCUCGGGUAGCACAUCUACCAAGACACCAAAGUGGGAGAGUUCCGUGAUAUCAUGAGCUGAAACCCGGACCUAUAGAAAUAGGACCUAGACAGAUUUGUUCGAGGUCAGAAAUGGAUUAUAAACAAGAGCUAGAACCCCGAUAUUACUAGAAAAUUAGAUCAAAAUAGGGACUGUUAAUUACUCUAUAUAUAUCACACUUCUGAAAAAAGUUGUUUUCACUCUGAUGGGAAAUCCGGUUAAAGCUCCAGUAUAUUCCAUAGGGACAAUAGAGAGGAGACUCCCUCUUUGAUGGUGAAAAGACAAGGUCUGAGACCUUUAAAACCUCUGUUUCUGGUCUAUAGUAAGAUACCAUGGGAUGUUAAAAUGAUACAAUAGGCUGCUUUUUGCAAAUAAGAGUAAUCUAAUAACAAGUAUGUGUCUAAGAAAUUCAAAGAGGUAAUGAAUUGAAAAUGGAUACUGCUAGAAAUCAAAAUUAGUAAGUUAAGAACUAAACUUCAGAGAAUUAAAAAAUUAAAAUUAAAAGCAUGUUUUACCCAUCCUGUUAGCAAUGAUCCAGAUGAUUAGUAUCCAAAGAUAAGAGCAUUUUCUGCCUUGUUAACUAAUACAACCUUCUUAAGAGUGUAAGCUAACAAUAUCAAUUAAAAUUCAAAAUAUUCCGGGUUUGGACACAGAACUUUGACUUCCAGAAAUUAAUCCUGAACAAAGAGAUGGACCCACUUAUCAUGUUGAGAAUUUCAUAAUGUAUAUAAUUGUUGAAGCACUGUGUUGUCUACCUGAAACCGUUGUAAUAGUGGUAUCAACUGUACUUCAAUAAAAGGGAAAAAAAGAGAUGGAACCCCAAGGUGGUGAUGAUAUUAGGGGGUGAAAGCCUUCAGGUAAUGAUUAGGUCAUGAGAGUGGCACCUUCAUGAAUGGAAUUAGUGUCCUUAAAAAAGAGGACCCAAGAGAAAUCCUUUGCCUCUUCCUCCAUGUGAGGUCACAGUGAGAAGAGAGCCCUCGGUAGGGAGCAAGGCCUCCCCAGCCCCUGAAUCUGCUGACACCUUGGUCUUGGACUUCCCAGGCUUCAAAACUGCAAGAAAUGUUUGUUGUUUGUAAGUUACCCAGUUUAUGGUAUUUUGUUAUAACAAACCGAAUGGACUAAGACACCCCUAAAUCUGAUAACUGUUUGGGGACAAUAUGGGACGAAAAGUGGGGAUAGUGGUAUAAGAACUAAGUCUCAUCUAUUAUAUGAGGAAAUCCUUAAAUACUGUGUAAAGUAAAUCAAGAAAUGACAAAAUGAUUAUUUGAGGGAAAAAACAGAAGAAACCACUAAAAAUGAGUCAUUGAUCUGAGGAAUUGGGAGGGGUGGUGCAGGAGACUGCCACAGAUUUUUGUAAGCUUCAAGAGUCUUUCAAAAAUACAUGUAUUAAUACAUGCAUUCAUUUGAAAGACUACCAAAAAUAAUUAAUCUGGAAAAAAAACGAUGAAGGCUACACCUGAAGGAAAAGCUUAAGAGAAUGGAAAACACCUGGUCUCUAGAGGACAACUGGCAUUUAAUUUAACCAUUUUCAUGUAUUUCUUUAAUAAAAACAAUUCUUUCUUAAUAUGAGGUUUCACUAGUUUGUAAGUGCUGGCCUCCUGUUACUCUUUGAACACCUCACAUAAAAUUCCAAAGACUUUUACAGGAAAUCACCUCCACGGUUUAAAAAUGUAGAAAGGAAAACAUACAAUAAGCCAAGGAUCACGCAAAAUUCCAAAGGCCAGUUAUUAGAAAACCAUCAGGCUUUCUCAGUUUGUUCAUCUUUCAAGACAGAAUCAAGUCAUGCUUUUUCCAGAUUGAUUUAUGAAACAGCACUAUAAGGUGAUCAUAAUUUAAGGCAAAAAUGUAAUUAAUAAAACACGUUCUAAAUAUU